GCGCUAGCGCGGGCGCGUCUCCGCUCCCUCCAUCCGCUCGGUUCAGUUUCCCGCCGUGUCUCCCUCGCGCCACUCUACCACGAAAACAAACCGCUUACUGCGAGCCUAGGGUUCUUCUGCUCCGCCCCAAAUCGCCGCAAUCCCUCUCGCUCUCCUCUCCGUCAUACAGUUCUUGGAUCGCAUGGCGACCAGCGACGAACUCGCCCAGGUCGACAUCUCCACGGAGGAGAAGGACAAGCUGGUGGCCGAGGUGAUGCGCUACGCGCUCUUCAAGACGCACCAGAACUCCGGCUGCCCCAUCAAGCGGGAGGAGCUCACGCAGAUCAUCACCAAGAACUACCGCCAGCGAGCGCUCCCUGCGCUCGUCAUCAAGGAGACUGGGGACAGGCUUGCCGCGACCUUCGGCUAUGAGAUGAGGGAGCUCCAGAGGACCCGCUCCACGUCCACCCGCUCUGGACGCCCCUCCUCCCAGCAGCCCAGUAAUCAGGACGCAAAGAGCUACGUCCUGGUAAGUAAGCUGGACCCUGAGGUGUACAGCAAGUAUGUCGAGGAUAAGGAGCGUGCCCAUGUGUCUGGAUUUGCUUUUGUUGUCAUAAGCAUUGUUCAUGUCGCUGGUGGCAAGAUCUCUGAAGAGGACCUUUGGCGUCAGCUUAAACGGCUGGGCUUAAACGAGACUGAUGAGAACCACCCUGUUCUCGGCAACAAUAAGCAGGCGCUUGAACUACUAGUGCAACAAAGGUACUUGCUGAAGGAGAAGAUUGCUGGUCCAGAAGGCCAUUCCAUGGUUUAUGAGCUUGCAGAGAGGGCAUUGGAUGAAUCCAUCAGCUCGAAGCUUAAAGAAUACAUUUCACAGGUUGUGGGCGUCAGUACAGCUACAGCAGAAUGAAGUGCAUAUGAUGGAGCAACCAUCAGGUUCUGCGUUGACACGCCGCUCUUUGCUGCCGACCGUUGCAACCACCUCCACCCUCGACCAACAUUGUCGCCCUGGCCUAAGCGCACAGUAAGACAUGUGACCUGUAUGCAACGGCGUUGCGGGGGAGGAAGGAGGCAACGUUCCUCAUUGUGCCACAGCUGCUUCUUCCUCCUUCACGGAGAUGUCUCGACGUCCCCACCUUCGAGGCCGCCGACGACUUCUACAUGUGCAACACCAAUAAGUUGUUCGCUGAAAUGCAGGAAUGGUACUUUUUUCUUGUUUUUCAUUUGUUUAAUUUUUGCAAAAUGCCAUCAUAAUUUUAAAUGGCAAUUUCCAAAGCUCGUUUGGUUCACAUUUGCUAUUAUGUAGCGAUCAAUCAUAUGUCAAUAUGAUGAACGAGUCGGUGGACUCUUUGUCCAUGCCGAAGUGGGAAUGUGAACGGUAAUGGGAGUGAGGGGUGUUGCUCUAUGUUUGAUCUGCAUGUUUAGGUGAAUCAUAUGUUGCAUGUUAUGUUUACUUCGAGUCAUUUGGACCAUUUGUUAUGUUUACUUUGAAACAUUUCAAGGAUUUGC
This is a messenger RNA of Triticum urartu, 1485 nucleotides long. RefSeq names its product melanoma-associated antigen G1-like protein. NCBI's taxonomy places the organism in Eukaryota, Viridiplantae, Streptophyta, Magnoliopsida, Poales, Poaceae. Gene Ontology annotation, cellular component: nucleus. The record is from RefSeq and is a predicted model, not a curated record.